AAGAGGCGGGCGCUUUUCCCGGAAGUGCUGGGAAACCCCUCCAAUCAGAGGCUCCGUGCGGGAAGUUUGAAUUUUGCUCGGGCUCGGGUGGUAGGCAUUCCCGCGUCGGAGGCAAAGGAAGCCGUCCAGACCCGCAGGACUUUCUUAUUUUUACUUUGGCUGAGCUUUCUCGCGAGAGGUGCUUCAGGAUGUCUUCAUAUUUUGCGAGCCGUCACAGAAAGGAUUUAAGUACUGAGAUGAUCAGAACUAAAAUUGCUCACAGGAAAUCACUGUCUCAAAAAGAAAACCGAUAUAAAGAAUAUGAACGAAACAGACACUUCGGUUUGAAAGAUGUCAACAUUCCAACCUUGCAAAGUAAAACUUUUGUUGAAUUAGAUGAGACAUCUCAGGAACUUGCUCCAGAGAAGGCCAAUAUCAAGCCAAAGUCUAUGAAAACUAUUCUAAGUGAUCAACGCAAACAAAUGCUCCAGAAAUACAAAGAGGAAAAGCAGCUUCAGAAGCUGAAAGAGCAGAGAGAGAAAGCUAAGCGAGGAGUGUUUAAAGUGGGCCUUUACAGGCCUGACAUCCCUUCCUUCUUUUCAACAACGCAGACUGUUAGGAAAGCUGAGCCAAAAAAGGCCACUUCAUCUUCUGUACGAAUUACAAGAUCAAAGGCCAAGGACCAAGUGAAGCCAACUAAGAUUCCUACUAGGAGUGACGUUCAAGCAGCCCAACCUGACGAAAGACAGGCCACUAGCAGGAGAGCGCCGGACAGAGAAAACAGAGUUGUACCCCCCGUGUCGCCCCCACCCAUCAGGGUGACCCGAUCGGCAACUCAGGCCACACAGCAGGUCCCCAGGACCAUCCCCUCCGCCCCAGUCAGAAAGCCAACCUCAAGAGCUGCUCGUGAUACUGAACCAGAAAGAAAGGCACUAAAUAAAGGAAGACCUGCCACAAAGACAGAAACGAAAGCUGACAAGGUGAUUUCUUCUAAAGUCCAGAUCGAAGAAAAGACUUCACAAACCAGCGCAACAAGUGAAACAGAUCCAAAUGGAGUCCCAUCAAAAGUGGAACAGUUACCUAAGACACAUCCCGCAAAAACAAGAGGCAAGAAUUCCUUCGCACCUACCGACUUCGUGUUCCAGCCCCUGGACGGCGUGAAGUCCUAUCAAGUGAUGCCCAUGACACCCCGGAGCGCCGAGGCCUUUCUGACGCCCUGCUACACCUGGGAGCUCCUGAAGCCACAGGGUGAUAAGAUGCAAGAAACAAGAAAAGAAAUCUUGGGCCCAAAAUGUAAAACUUAUUCUACCAAGGCACUCCAGCAAGAUUCAAGUAAUUUACCAUGUCCUCUGGAUUCUGAAACAGUUUUCAAAGAAGAACAUGUCUUCAACCAGAAUGAAGUUGCUUCUACAGAUUCUGGUGUCCUGUCUGUAAAGGAAGCCCUGCCUCCCGCACCCGAGCCCUGUGAGGGCCCGAUCCCUCAGCCACAGCAUGAUGUGCUGUACUUCAGAAAUGUCCUCCGGUCAGAAGCUGAGAAGUUGACUCUGCACUGCCUGGCCUGGGACAGGAAGCUUGAGCUGGACAUCCCCGACGAUGCUAAAGACCUCAUCCGCACGGCCGUUGGCCAGACGAGACUCCUCAUGAAGGAAAGGUUCAAGCAGUUUGAAGGGCUGGUGGACGACUGCGAGUAUAAGCGCGGGGAGAAGAAGACCACCUGCACAGACCUGGAUGGGUUUUGGGAUAUGGUGAGCUUCCAGAUAGAAGAUGUAAAUAAAAAAUUCAUCAAUCUGAUGAAACUUGAAGAAUCUGAAUGGCAAAACAAUAAUGCAAACAAAAAAGUUUUACGGAAGAAACCUGCCCGCGGCGCAGCCAGCAAGCCGAGAGAGGACGACAGGGGGCGCGCCGCUGCCCGGAGUCGGCUGGCCGCGAUCAAGAGCGCCAUGCGAGAGCGGCUGCGGUGGGAGGAGCAGGCCGGGGCCGGGGCUGGGCCUGGGGCUGGGGCUGAGGCUGAGGCUGAGGCUGCCGCACCGCCCCGGCCCGCGGACACGAUCGUGUUCGAUGCCGGGUUCUUCCGAGUGGAGAGCCCCGCUAAGUCCUUCUCAGGAGGUCAGCGUCCUCACCGAGCGCCGUCCUGUGAACGUCUGUCGCAAAGGCUCAGAACGCCCAAGUCUGUUACCAGUGCUGUGCCCGAGCACAGGGUGGACCUGGCCCUUCACAGACAGACAACAUUGCCAGAGAACCCUGGCCCCUGGAGCGCCCAACGUGGACAUGGUGAUAAGAAGACUCUGCUUUCAAAUAUUCCUGAGAGCAGGAACAUCGAGGCAGAAGGCGCUCAGUGUUCCGGAUCACAGGAUUUCACCGACAUGAACCCCGAUAUAAAUAAGACAAACUUCGAGAUGAGUUGUUUACCCGGUGAAACAAUGAGUUCGCAUCUUGCUGGAGGAGUAGCUGAUGAUGCCACAACUAACAAGGAGGAAACUUCGGGUGUCGUGGAACUGAAUUCUUCAUUUACCACACAGGAUGUUCUGAUGAGUAGUCCUGAAAAAAAUUCACCGUCACAGAAUAACAUCUUACAAGAAGCAGCAGCUAAAACUUCUCAGCCAGUGCUGUUUGAUACCAAAGGGCUCACUACUGAAUACCACCUUCUUGAUUCACCAGGCCUGGCCGGCAGCGACCCCUUCGCCUCAGCGGAGUGGGGGCGUCCGCGGGGGACCCGACUCAUCUCCUUCGGCGGGAACCUUAUCGCCUUCUCCCCGCUGAGGCCCUCCGAGGCAGAGCGGCCAGAAGACUUAUGAAUUUAAAAAUAAAUGCAAACGCUCGUCCCGCGAUGGGCUGUGUGGGAAAUGUGGACAAUGCGUGGUUGCGUUCGCCCGCGCCGAGCGUUUCAGACGUGAUGCUUCUCGCGAGGUGGGGGUGUUUUGUACAUUAGCACACAAUAAAAAGCAUUCUUUGUCUUGCCCCUUAUUUACAGUGUGUAGGAUUGGAGCUAAGUAUUCGCAGGGCUUAUA
This is a messenger RNA of Heterocephalus glaber (naked mole-rat), 2987 nucleotides long. It is a transcript of the gene Dlgap5, whose product is annotated as DLG associated protein 5. Gene Ontology annotation, molecular function: microtubule binding. Lineage: Eukaryota; Metazoa; Chordata; Mammalia; Rodentia; Bathyergidae. Gene Ontology annotation, cellular component: spindle pole centrosome; nucleus; cytoplasm. Gene Ontology annotation, biological process: chromosome segregation; mitotic spindle organization; centrosome localization. The record is from RefSeq and is a predicted model, not a curated record.